Rhincodon typus (whale shark) is the source of this 2673-nucleotide messenger RNA. It is a transcript of the gene glsb, whose product is annotated as glutaminase b. NCBI's taxonomy places the organism in Eukaryota, Metazoa, Chordata, Chondrichthyes, Orectolobiformes, Rhincodontidae. Bases 51 to 968 code for a protein of 305 amino acids. Gene Ontology annotation, biological process: L-glutamine catabolic process. The transcript has 12 exons. Gene Ontology annotation, molecular function: protein binding; glutaminase activity. The record is from RefSeq and is a predicted model, not a curated record.
GAGUAAGCAAUGCUGAGAAAUUUGAUUAUGUCACACAGUUCUUGAAUCAGAUGGCUGGGAAUGAAUACGUUGGCUUUAAUAAUGCAACGUUUCAGUCCGAAAGAGAAUCGGGAGACAGAAAUUUUGCUAUCGGAUACUACCUCAAGGAGAAGAAGUGUUUUCCAGAAGGAAGUGACAUGACUGGUGUUCUAGAUUUCUACUUCCAAUUGUGUUCCAUUGAAGUAACAUGUGAAUCAGCUAGUGUAAUGGCAGCAACACUUGCCAAUGGUGGAAUCUGUCCAAUCACAGGCGAGAGAGUUCUAAGCCCUGAAGCCGUUAGGAACACGUUAAGUUUGAUGCACUCCUGUGGCAUGUAUGACUUCUCGGGACAGUUUGCCUUUCAUGUGGGUCUUCCAGCAAAAUCUGGAGUUUCUGGUGGUAUUUUGUUGGUCGUGCCCAAUGUGAUGGGCAUUAUGUGUUGGUCUCCACCUUUGGAUAAACUUGGCAACAGUGUAAAGGGAAUUCAGUUCUGCCAGGAUCUCGUUUCUCUGUUUAACUUCCAUAAUUAUGACAACCUGAGACACUUCGCAAAGAAGCAUGAUCCUCGUAGGGAAGGUGGUGAAGUACGGGUGAAGUCCGUGAUCAACCUUCUUUUUGCUGCUUAUACUGGAGAUGUGUCUGCACUCAGAAGAUUUGCUUUGUCUGCCAUGGACAUGGAGCAGAGAGACUAUGAUUCACGAACAGCACUGCAUGUAGCAGCUGCAGAAGGUCACGUGGAGGUGGUUCAGUUUUUGUUAGAAGCAUGCAAAGUAAACCCAUUUCCUAAAGACAGGUGGGGCAAUACACCAGUAGAUGAGGCAAUUCACUUUGGCCACCAUGAUAUUGUAACAAUCCUUCAGGAAUACCAGAGCAAGUACAUGCCCACAGAGGACUCGAACAAUGGAAAAGAAAAACCCUCUAAAGAGAACUUAGACAGCAUGGUCCACUAAACAGAAGAGGCUUCGUGUUUCAUUACUGUAAUUGUUUGUAAGUAAAGGCUUCAAACAAAUGUAAAUGAUUCAGUAUCAAAAAUAUUGUACUAUCUAUCAAGUUCACAAUUCUUUCUCAGGAAUAGGAAUACUUAUCGGCAAGUCUGGAAUAAAUAUUCCUGAAAAUUUAGUUGUUUUACAAAUACAUAAGUAGUUACUGGCAUUUUCGAACAGUUUUCUUUCAAGUAACAAUGCAAGAUUUUUAAUUUUCUCUUGUGUUGGAACUGGUCCAAUGACUUAUAGUAAUGCUUAGUGCUGUACUUCAGAAAUAUAGUUAAGAUGUGCAGUCCCUUGUCAUUACUGCUUUUCAGAGCUGUUAGAUUGUUAUUUGAAUUAAGGCUUGACUAUUUUGUACAAUCUAAUUCCAUUGGAUCAUGUUAAUAGUCUGUGAACUUUCAAAAAGCAUAUAUAGUUCCAGACUGCAUGGUACAUUGCUUUACAUACAAUACAGGCAUAAAUGGAGUUGAACCGGGAGAACUACAGAUGCUACAAAGACAGCAAUUGCUGGACAGUCUCAGCAGAUCUGGCAGCAUCUGUGAAGAGAAAUCAGAGUUAAGGAUCUGAAACGUUGACUCUGGUUUCUCUUCACAGAUGCUGCCAGACCUGCUGAGCGUUUCCAGCAAUUUCUGUUUACAUUAGCUGAGUUUGUUAGUUUACAUCAUUAUGAUUACCUGGAAAUGCAAUUUUUUCUUGUAAUAGUAUUUAUUAUGGAGAACUUUUAAAAUGUAUCACACAAAACAGGAAAAGGCAUUUGAACCCUCAAAGUCUACUUCUUCCAUGGACCAUAUGCAAUGUACUUGAACAGACUAACCUAGUUAAUCAUCUGAAGUAACACCUGCACACCCAAAGAUAAUUGAGCAGAAUUAGAAUGUUUAUCAUCCUAUUUCUAUUGGGGAAUUUGACUUGAUUUUCUUUUCUCCUUUUAAAACUUGAUGAAGGGUACAGAUAGUAAUGCACGAUGCUACAAGGGCUGUGGAACCAUGUACAAAAGUAAAUUUGCAUUUUAUUUCCAUAUAGUUGGAGUUAUUUCUUAAUUGAUAACCUAGUUGGAGCAUUCAAGAAAGUUUUCUCUGCCAUGUUUUGUAUGAAUCAUUUGUAUUUGUGUAGGAUUCCAGUUUAAUAGUAGCAUUUGAUGCUUAAUGUUGUGAUGAAUGACCUGAACUGCCUAAGUUUGCUUGGUGCAAUUGUCUGUGUCUGUGUAUGUGAAUACUUAGAAUUGUAUUAGAUGGAUGGGUAGCAUUUCAGCAUAUUUUUGUUCAUUUAAAUUUUAAAAUAUAUAUUUCUAUCCAUUGCUGUAAUUGCAUUGUGAGUUGCUGCACUAUAAAAUGGAUCUUUUCAAUAAGUGUACCUAUUUCUGUUACAACAGUCAAAACAGCCUGCUUAUGCUUCUGCCUUACUCAUUAUAGGGCAGGACUAGCCUCUGCUUAUGUUUAAACUGCUAUUCAGACUGUGACCGUAAUUGUAUUUUUCCACAUUGUGACAUGACUGCCUUUUCAAGCAUGGCAGAUUGAUGAUGUUUAAUGUACUUGCUAACAGCAAUCUAUUUUCAGUGCAUUGUUCCAUAUUUCAAUCUGAAAUGUUAUUUUUGAAGUGUUGCUGGCAAUGCAGAGUAUUUAUCUAAAAGAAGCAAAUCAAGUGUGUUAAAUACACAAAUAAAAACGCAAAA